This is a messenger RNA of Monodelphis domestica (gray short-tailed opossum), 917 nucleotides long. The record is from RefSeq and is a predicted model, not a curated record. NCBI's taxonomy places the organism in Eukaryota, Metazoa, Chordata, Mammalia, Didelphimorphia, Didelphidae.
GCCAGAAGCGCCAUGGCCCGGUGAGUGUCCUCUGCCCGGCUGGCCAGGUUCUCUUCCCGUGUCCCCGGGGAGCCCAGAAUCCCAGGACUUGGCACCUCGAGUUAGUCUGGUUUCACUGAGCCCAAGGCCCCCCAGAUCAGAAUGUGGGAGUCGGAGAGUGAGUGGUUUAGCCAGAAGCUGAAAUCUGUGUUUCCGGGACUUUUCACCGUCGUCUCUCAUCUGCUCUUCUUUCCGGGUGGCAGGAGUCAGGUCUCCCCCAUAGCCCCGCUUCAUGACUGACCCAGCCCCUUCCCCUGCCACCUCCUCCCCAGACAGCACGCCCGGACAUUGUGGUAUGACCGUCCCAAGUAUGUGUUCAUGGAGUUCUGUGUAGAGGACAGCACCGACGUCCACGUGCUUCUGGAGGACCACCGUAUUGUUUUCAGCUGCAAGAACGCAGAUGGGGUGGAGAUGUACAACGAGAUCGAGUUCUACGCCAAGGUGAACUCCAAGGACUCGCAGGAUAAACGCUCCAGCCGCUCCAUCACUUGCUUCGUGAGAAAGUGGAAGGAGAAGGUAGCCUGGCCCCGGCUCACCAAGGAAGACGUGAAGCCAGUGUGGCUAUCUGUGGACUUUGAUAACUGGAGAGACUGGGAAGGGGAUGAAGAGGUAGAGCUAGCUCAAGUGGAACAUUAUGCAGAGCUCCUGAAGAAGGCCAGUACAAAGGGACCUCCACCUGCCAUGGAUGACCUAGAUGAUGACUCGAAUGAUGAAGACAUGACAGGAACUUAAGCAACAUUACAGAAGAGAAUGAACAUGCAAUUUUCAUCCCUCCAUAUUUCCUUCCCACCUGUGUAAAUCCAUGUACAUUUUUGAAGAGUUGUAAUCAUUGUGUAUUUUGUUUUUGUCUAUUUCUUAACAUGAUUUCACAUACACUA